AUGCAAACCCCAUCUUUCUCUCUCACCAAAACCUUCCAUCACACUCUCUCUACUUCUCACAAUUCCUUUUCAUUCUUUCUCUCUCCUCCACCCUCCCAAACCAUGUUCCAAAAGGGUCAUAGUCCAUGCCCAGAAAUCCAAACCCAAUUCCAACAACAAUGGAGUCUGAGGUUGAAGGGAAACAACAAGAAGAACGUGUGGAGUGUUGAUAAUGAACUUGCUAAGGAACCAGUAAUAAAACCAGCAUGGAACACAUUUGCUAGCAGUCUCAACGGAAUUUGGAAAGGUGUAGGUGCUGUGUUUUCUCCCAUAACAGCUGAAAUGGAGCCAAUGGACAUAAGUGUCAGGAACGAAAACCUCUUCGACUGUUAUAUUCUUUCCCGAAUAGAGACAGUGCCAUCGCUUUCGGAUGAACGUACGUCUCAAAUCAAAAGAAAGGUUAAUUGGGUGACUUUGAAUCCUUAUGGUGAAAUGCCACAACAUAUUGAAGGAGGCAACGUAGCUAAGAAUGGUUCCGGUGAAAAAAUAACAAAUCGUGUUUUGCCGACAUUUGAAUCCUUUGACUUUGAAAGAAGCGACGUGAUGGAAGAAGAUGUCAUGGGCUGUGAACCAGGCCUGGUUUACUUUGAAGAUGGUUCGUAUUCUAGGGGUCCUGUCGAUAUUUCAGCGGGUAAAGACGAUGAUUCAAAGUACUAUGUCACACCAACUUUCAAGUUUGAACAAUGCUUAGUUAAAGGCUGCCACAGAAGGAUCCGCAUUGUCCAUACUAUAGAAUUCGUAAAUGGUGGUUCAGAAAUACAAAUAAUGAGAGUUGCUGUGUAUGAAGAAGAAUGGGUUAGUCCUAUUUGUGUUGAUGACCUGAGCGGUGAUAUGGAAUUUGAUUUGAAGCCAUUUUCACAAAGAAAAAGAACCAAGCCAUCAGAGUUGACAGGGUCAUGGAAAGUCUUUGAAAUCAGCGCGACUCCGGUAUAUGCCGAGGAGACAAAGACAGAAGAAGAAGGCAACGCUGCUCCAUAUGUCUACCUUUGUACAGAAACUCUGAAGAAAAGAAGCCCGUGUGAUAGUACGAAUUACUUUGGAGAGGAGGAGAGACUUGACAUGCAAGAUAUGACAGUGCUAUGGCUUCCUGGAGGUGUGACAUGCUAUGUUGAUAUCAAUAAGGAUGGUAUUCUUUGUAUUGGAGUUGGUUGGUACUCUGAUGAAGGAAUCAAUCUUGUGAUGGAAAGAGAUUAUGGUUUGGAUGGAAAACUUAAAGAUGUUAGAUGGAAAUCAGAGGUGAAGAGAAGAUGGUCAAAUCCACCUAAUGUAUAA
Vicia faba (fava bean) is the source of this 1311-nucleotide messenger RNA. Lineage: Eukaryota; Viridiplantae; Streptophyta; Magnoliopsida; Fabales; Fabaceae. The record is from the annotation of a GenBank genome assembly.